AUGCCUCCAGAAGAGAAAGAUGCCGCCAAGAAGAGCGAACCUGAGAUGGUUGAUCCUACCUUGCAUGAGCCAGUGUCAAUGGAAGAUGAUGUCAACAUUCACCCUGAUGAGUUGCCACAUACCCCCUUCAAGGAGUCAACGGUUCCUUUGGAUGGCAAGGAGACUUUCCCAGUGAAGAGUCCCAAGAUGAAGCGCAUCAAGAAGUUGGCUGGAAAGAAGGAUGCCAAUAAGAAGCAGAACAGAGCCAAGAAGGCAAAGGCGGUGAAGGAACAGGUGGAGGAAGACAAGACAUCAAAGAAAGGUAAAAAGGAGUCAGACUUGUUGGAGAAGAAGACUGCGAAGAGACAGAAAAAGACUGGAGAACACAUGCCUGAAAAGAAAAAAUCCAAGGGCAAGACCAUCACAGAGAAGACUGACAACGCAGAAGGCAAGGAAAACAAGCCUGCAAGCAAGCGGCAGCCUCGAAAGGCAAGAGAGGAUGAGACCAAGGAAAAACGAGUCAGGAGAGGUGUUCAGCCACAGGAGGACAUCCAAGUGAAACCAGUGGUGAGGGAUUUGGUCCUCGGCGUUUUGCGAGAGUGCAAGAGCUCACAUUGCACCCACCCGUCCUUUGAGCAACCCAACCCGGGAAAUGGGAUCUAUGUCAUGCCCUACUGGUCCAGGAACCAUGCUGGGGUGUUAAUACCGAGACACUUUGUCAAGAACCCACGCAAGAGCAGCAGCAGUGCAAAUCCAAAGUCCAAGUCCAGAAAGGAUCGAGGUUCCCAGGUUGCUUACUUCGGCAAUGACACGCCAUGCGCCUACACCAACAUUCUUCUUGCUGGCGCCUAUGCUGAUGAAUUGGAGAAGGAACUCAAGAAGGAGGAUCCUGACCCUUCCUCGGAUGACCUGAAGGUCUUGCGGAAGCAGCUGCAUGCCUCGCACGCUGCAGCCUUGGAUGCAUGGCAAGCUGCUGAAAGUAGCCAAGCCGAAUCCUGA
This is a messenger RNA of Cladocopium goreaui, 978 nucleotides long. The record is from the annotation of a GenBank genome assembly. NCBI's taxonomy places the organism in Eukaryota, Dinophyceae, Suessiales, Symbiodiniaceae.